Naegleria gruberi is the source of this 2712-nucleotide messenger RNA. RefSeq lists its product as uncharacterized. Gene Ontology annotation, molecular function: protein binding. Lineage: Eukaryota; Heterolobosea; Eutetramitea; Acrasida; Naegleriidae. The record is from RefSeq and is a predicted model, not a curated record. The coding region runs from base 1 to 2712 and encodes 903 amino acids. The transcript has a single exon.
AUGUCUGAUUUGCUCCAGCAGAUUGUUGGUGAUGAGGACGAAUACUAUGAUGACGAUGACGACGAUUAUGAUUACGAUGAAGAAUACAAUGAUGAAGAAGAAGAAGGAGGAGAAGAGGAAGAAAUAAUAGAAGAGAAUGAUGCGGAAGAAAUUAUUGAACAAACUAAAGCUAAUCUAACAUUUAAAAAUCACUCCGAACGAAAGCAAGAAUUAAAACAGAACAAACAUACAAAAUCUAAACUAGUUGCUUCCAGUAAUGAUAAUCAUCAUCACUCAGAACAAGUAUUAGAAAUUUCGGAAGAGGAAAUGGAAUACUAUAAACAAUUGAAACUCUAUGGAAUUAAUGGUCCACCAAAGAAGGAAGAUGGUGAAUUGAAUGAGGAAAUUAAUUUCAAAUUGGAUGUUUUACAAUCCUCUAAAAUGUUUUUCGAAAGUGUACAGCCGACAUUGGUUACUAUUUAUUCUGGAUCUAAAUUAUAUGAUGAUCAGUACAGACACCUUCGUCAAAAUUCAUAUAGAUUAAUUAGAGAGAAGGGUUAUCAAACAGAUCAAGAAAUGAUGGCAGCAGAGUUGACUCAUCCAAGAUUAUUAGUGGAUAUUAUGCCUCUUUCAAAAUCUAUUGACUAUGUGCAACAGAUUAUGAACAGAACUGAACAUUUGAGCUGUUUAUCAUCCGAUAUGAAAUAUUUAUAUAUUUAUGGAGGAAAGUAUAGAAAUUCACUUCGAGAUGAUUUUAUUCAAUACGAGAUACUAACAGGUAAAAUGAAUAUUUACAAUAAUUUGAGUUUAGCAUCCCAUAUUGAUAAUUAUCAGGGAACUUGUAUUGUAAUACCUCCAUUAUUUGGUGGGGGAAUGUUUGAGCAUGAUGGUAAAGUCUAUAUUAUUGGAAAGGGAGAAAAAUCUCCAAGUACUCAUAUUUACACAAUUGAAAAUCUUAGAGAACCAAUGAAGGUUAAAAACGGAAUCAGUGCAGGUUAUCCUUGGUCAUAUCAGCAUGUAAAUACUAUAUUUAAUAGUAGAACUUUUUUUACUAUCCAUCAUUCAUAUGAAUCAAAUGUUUUGGAAGUUUUCUUAUUUGGAGGAAAAUGUGCAGAAAAAGCUAUGGAUGAGAUGAUUAAUAUUCACAUUCCAAUACAAAAUUCAUAUGUACAACCUAUUACCUAUACUGUAUUGACAAAACCUAAAGUUGGAGAGUGGCCAUCAGCAAGAUAUGGCCACUCUUCUUGUAACAUAGCAAAUCUUAUAUUUAUUUAUGGUGGUAUAAAUACCAAGAAUCAAUUAUUGAAUGAUCUAUACAUGUUCGAUACAACCACUCAAGUUUGGACUGAAGUCAGUGUCGAAUCAAUGCUUCCACCACCUCUCUUUAAGCACCAAUCAUUCUCAAUUAAUAACCAAUCUUUUUAUAUAUUUGGUGGUCAAACUCAACACGACGCUUCCAACUCACUAUUUAGAUUUGAUAUAACAGACAAGAAGUGGUACUUGAUCGAGGUUAUUUCAGAUGAAAGAAAUGCAAAAUUGUCAGGUCAUCAAUGCUUGGCAACCAGUAACAAGUUAUUCAUUAUUGGUGGAGUUUCUGAUCAGGAAAAUACCAAAUCAAUGAGAAAUUUCAGUGUUCUCUUGAAUGUGAGUGAUCCAGGAAAACCUAUCCCAAUCUGUAAUUAUUUAUCUACCAAGAGAAGAGAAGGAUAUUUGUGUGACAUUAUUUUUAGAGUUAAGGAUAUGGGAACCGAUACUACAAGUCACAUUUUGGCACAUCGGUGCAUUCUAAAAGCAAGAUGUUCCUACCUAACUGAAAAAUUUUCAAACUGUGUAGAAACUAUGAAUACUCAUAAUUUUGAAGGAACAUUUCUAGAUGAGGAAAUUGGAGUGGUGGAUAUAUCUGAAUGUCAAACACACAUUUUUGAAAAAUAUUUGGAAUUCUUGUAUAGUGGAUCUCUUUAUUUGGAGAAUUUAGAGGUGGUUAGUCAAUUUUUGGAAUUUGUAAAGAAUAUUUCUACAGAAAGACACUACCCUUCCCUUCAAAAGAUUUGUACAUUGGAUAGUAGAAAGGAUUUGAGUUUGACCAAACAAAUUUUGGCCGAUAUGCACAAGGAUUUUGCCACUCUGAUUGACGACAAUACCUAUAGCGAUGUAGUGGUAGUUUUGGAUCAGGAAAAUAUGUUUGAAAAGGAUUCUGUUCCUAUGGAAGAUGGGGAAUUCAACGAAGAGCUUCUUUCUCCUCUCACUUCAGCCACUAUUUCUUCUUCUGGAAUUUCUGUACAUAGGCUCAUCAUGUCCAGAUCACCAUUCUUCUCUAGAAUGUUUGUAACAUCUGGCAUGAUGGAAACCAAAGAGAAAGUUGUACACUUGUCAGACUAUUCCAAAGAAGUAAUGAUUGAUCUCUUAAAGUAUUUAUACACAGAUAUUAUUCAACUCUCUCCAAGCAAUUGUUUGGGUGUGCUAGUAUAUUCCCUCAUGUUUGACUUGACAGAUUUGGCAAGUUGUUGCAGAAGAAUGGUAAUUUCACUACUGGACAACAGCACUGUGUGGGUGGUUCAUGAAAUUGCCAUUCUCUACAAUGAAAAAUCCUUAGAGAGCGAAUGUGAGCACUUUAUUGCUAACAACUUUGUGACUCUGAAUUCGAGUUCUGCAUUUUUAGACCUGCCAGAUAUGACUAGAAUUAGAAUUAAACAACUCUACGAAAGAAAGUAUCAUAAGAAUAAGACUAAAUGA